Molecule: messenger RNA, 3953 nt
Organism: Linum trigynum
Lineage: Eukaryota; Viridiplantae; Streptophyta; Magnoliopsida; Malpighiales; Linaceae
Source: the annotation of a GenBank genome assembly
CCUAUUAAAACAACCGAUAUAUGAAUAUAUAUAGUGAUCGAGACCGCCACCUACCUAGCUGCCCGGCAAAUUAUUGCUCGGAAAGGCAACCAACCACACCACAAAAAAACCAGUGAUUAGCUAGUCUGCAACCAGCUACGGACAACAUGCAUCCACGUUUCGUCUUUUUCCACCGUAGGCGUAGCCAAACAAAAUCUCCACAUCUGGGCUUCACGUAAUAACAAGUGAGGCCCUCCAAGUCAGGAUGUCAGCAGCUCCUCCAUAGCAAACUAAAAGCUCAGCUGCCAAACCCAACUUGCAGCCUGCAGCAACAAACCCAGAAACCAACAACAUUAUUCAUUAAUACCCAACUCUCAGUGUAGCUACACAAUAGAAUACGGUUAGAUUUUUUUUUUUUUUUUUUUUUUGACAAAGAAUACAGUUAGAUUGCAAGGGUGGGAAAAAAUAUUUUCUUUUCUUCAUUUCACAACCGACAGUCCCAACUCUCAAUUGUCCUAGCCAUCAUUGGUGGUAUUUGUUUAUAGGAAACUCCGAAACUCAGCACCCUCAAGACCCAACCCCGAAAGGCACAAUUCACAAUCAAUCAUGGAAAAUAUUAUAGGACGCCUCUUCUUCCUUCUUCUUGUGCUGGAAUUCCAGCUCCAGGCAUUCUUCAGCUCUGCCUCUGCCUCCAAAACAGCUAAUGGUAUCAAGUAUCUUCCUGGAUUCGAUGGCCCGCUUCCAUUCUACUUGGAAACAGGGUAUAUUGGCCUGGGAGAAGCAGAGGAGGUGCAGCUGUUUUACUAUUUUGUCAAGUCAGAGAGGAAUCCAGAGCAAGACCCUCUCAUACUCUGGCUUACUGGAGGCCCUGGCUGCUCGUCUUUUUCUGGUCUCGCCUUUGAGAUCGGUCCUGUUCGGUUUAAAGUGGUGGAAUAUAAUGGGAGCUUACCCACAUUGGUCUUGAAUCCUGACUCUUGGACAAAGGUUUCCAGUAUAAUAUUUCUGGACCUCCCAGUUGGAGCAGGGUUCUCCUAUGCAACAAGCGAGCCCGCUUCCCGAUCAAGUGACAAAGUGCAAGCAUCCCAAGCUGUCGAAUUUAUGCGAAAAUGGCUAAAGAAACAUCCGAAGUUCCAAACAAAUCAAUUUUACAUCGGCGGGGAUUCCUAUGCAGGCAUCCCUUUACCCAUCGCGGCUCAAAGCAUUUCCAACGAAAAUGAAGUGGGCAUUAAGCCGAUAUUCAAUCUCAAGGGAUACAUACUCGGAAACCCGUUGACAAAUUUUAGAAUUGAUGAUAACUCAAAAAUAUCAACUGCGCAUGGAUUGACACUCAUUUCAGAUGAACUUUACCAGUCAUUGAAGACAAGUUGUGGCGAGGAAUAUCAUGAUGUUGAUCCUACCAAUCAUGAAUGUAUCAACAAUUUAGAUGCUUUUCAGGAGUGUUUGUCAGGACUAUACACUGAGAACAUAUUAUAUCCAAAGUGUGCAAUAGCUUCUCCAAAGCCAAUAAUGGAGGAGAUCCAGAUGGACAACAGAAGGAGAUUCCUAUGGGAUAGACAACAAUCUCUCUCUAUAGAUGUUCCUACAUUCGGUUGUCCGACUUACCCUUACCUUCUUUCCGAUUACUGGGCGAAUGAUGUAGUAGUCCGCAAAGCACUUCAUGUGAGAAAGGACACCGUGCAAAGAUGGAUACGAUGUAACUACAGGUUAAAUUACAAUUCAGAUGUCAGCAGCAGCUUUAAGUAUCAUGUCCACCUUUCAACCAAGGGUUAUCGUUCGUUGAUAUACAGCGGGGAUCAUGAUAUGGUGGUACCAUCAAUGGGAACGCAAGCCUGGAUUAGAGCUCUCAACUACUCCAUUGUAGAAGAUUGGCGAUCAUGGCACGUGGAUGGCCAAGUAGGAGGGUAUACAAGAACAUACUCCAAUGGAAUGACAUUUGCAACUGUCAAGGGAGCUGGGCAUAUAGCAGUAGCGCACAAGCCUCUAGAGUGCUCGGUUUUGUUCAAAAAGUGGAUAAAUCAAGAGCCUCUGUGAAAACAAGAUAUGCAAAGAAAAGGUUCAAGUCAGUAACGUAUAAAUUUUUGCAAGAAAGACUUUAUUUAUAUAUAAAUAAAGGGACGUCACACUCAUAAGAAGUUUUUUAGGCAAGAAACUUUUGGUACUAAUUCAAGCUUUGUUUGCUAGAUUUCUUCAAGGGUUGGCCUGAUUUGUCGAAGGAAGGAUGGGUAUCACUCCCGUUAUCUACACUCAAAUGAUCAAUAUUAGUGUCAUUGUGAGGAAGAACUCGGAGAGUAACGAUAGAGAGAGAUAAGGGUAUGUAAAGUGAGGAGAGGAGAAGACUCUUUAUUUGGAAGACCUAAUGUCUGCUCUAUAGGCAUAAGCUUGUGUUACUUUUUUGGACUUUGAUUGUAACUUGAAGGUGUUAGUGGCUUGGACUCAUAUGCAUAUCGUUGUUAAGGUCCAGGUCGGGCUAUGUUAUAUUUACAGGUAUAGCAAUUGUGCACACGUGAUCUUCCUUUUCACUGAUCGCAACCAGGCUGUUAAACCUUUUGGUUCCUCCUUCUUUGCAUCCUUUAAAUCUAAAUGAAUCAAAGCUUGAUACAAACAUUCCUUAACAUGCUAGGACCUAAAUUAGAAGAGAAAACAUAACUUUAUAUAACCUAACAUAGAAUAGAAUAAUAAUGAACAAGUUAUAAGGCGAAUGAACAAAAACUGGUAAAAACCUUGCUAAGUCCUAGAAUAUCAACAUUUAGUCACAUUAAGUAUAGCACAAAAUCAACCCAAAAUGGCCAAGGUAUGAUUAUACUAACAUUCAAACACUUAAUAAAUGAGGUCUAAAAUAUGCAAAAAAAAAUAUGUGUCAUCAAAUCCCUCCACACUUCAGCUUUUGUUUAUCCUCAAGCAAUGAUGUACUUCAAUUGUGUAACUCAACCCUUUCCCACCCAUCGUAUGCAAGUUGAAUAGUCAGAGCUGGGUUGUUCGCAACUUCCUAGAAACUUUUCUUGCGACAUUUCUCCAUUUGGUGAGUUUGAUUUCAUUAUAGUAUGAAGGGCAGUACACUCAAGUGUGGGUUGAUAGGCAUAUGGUAUCCAGUGGCCUCUAGGAGUGGGAUAGAAGAGUAGAUGCUUACAUUUAUGUUUCUCGCUUUUCCAACAACCUUAUUAUUCUCCUUGGGUACCUUUUAGGGCGGGGAAGGGGGUGGGGGUGGGGGGGGCUAUAGCACCUUUGAUCGAGAAAGUAGGAGUUACUAUGCAUUGACUUUUCUUCCCCAACCUACACCUAGGCCCUUGUAGAAAGGCAAUUACAUAGGGGAUUUACCAAAUUUUAACCCAAUCAAACCAAACCAUAGUUGGGUUCCUACUGUAACACCCCGGUAUUUUGAUUUUAGGUUCGACCUUAAAUUGGAAUUGGUUGGAUUGACGAUUAUGUACUAGGAGUUACAACCGCGGUUUAGUAAUAAUAAUAGCUACUACUAUUAUUAUUACUAUAAUAAAAUAUAUAUAUAUAAAUCAGAUUGGGGGGGGGGGGGGGGGGGGGGAGCGGCCCUAAUAUUUCCCAAACCACAAGCCCCGCCGCGUUCUCAAUUUCCCCAGGGGAAAAAGAGAGUCGACCGCCGCCGCCGAUUAAUUCUCCAGCCCGCGCGAGUCGACAGCCGAUCCCGAUCCCAUCCCUCUCGUGUUCUAGGUAAGGAUCACGAACCCCUUCGUGAUCUCUAAACUCGAUUUACCGAUAGUCUAAUCCGAAGCUCGUAUUUUUAUUAACGGUGACGUUGAGAGUUCGAUCAGCAAGGAGAUCAACAUCUCGGGCCAUCCAACCUAGGCCUAGGCACGUUCUAGAGGUAAGGAAACUCGAUCCCUUUGAUUUAGAUCAAUCGAUUUAGUGAUUUUUCGUGAGGGUGCAAUUCUGGGUUUUUAGCAACAGGCGUUACGGGCUUUUAGUGACAGAUUUUGAUUGGUCACUAAAGCUCCUGGGAAUUU